AUGUCUGAAGCAGCCACCAAGAAGCUCCUGGAAGAGAUCGCGCGUCUUGAGGUCGACCUCGUGACACUUCAAGCCUCCUGCACCACGUCCGAAGCGGCUACAAAGAUCGCCGAGUUCUGCAAGAGAACUGCAGACCCGUUUCUUGGAGAAAAUGAAGGCAGUCCGAACCCAUGGCACCAGAGCUACCAGAGCAAUGGCGGUUGCAGUAUCCUGUAG
Molecule: messenger RNA, 216 nt
Organism: Peronospora matthiolae
Lineage: Eukaryota; Oomycota; Peronosporomycetes; Peronosporales; Peronosporaceae
Source: the annotation of a GenBank genome assembly